This is a messenger RNA of Alligator mississippiensis (American alligator), 4493 nucleotides long. RefSeq names its product potassium voltage-gated channel subfamily E regulatory subunit 5 (gene KCNE5). Gene Ontology annotation, biological process: membrane repolarization during action potential; regulation of heart rate by cardiac conduction; potassium ion export across plasma membrane. Gene Ontology annotation, molecular function: voltage-gated potassium channel activity involved in ventricular cardiac muscle cell action potential repolarization; delayed rectifier potassium channel activity; transmembrane transporter binding. NCBI's taxonomy places the organism in Eukaryota, Metazoa, Chordata, Crocodylia, Alligatoridae. The record is from RefSeq and is a predicted model, not a curated record. The coding region runs from base 689 to 1033 and encodes 114 amino acids. The transcript has a single exon. Gene Ontology annotation, cellular component: membrane.
GAGAGCUUAGCUAUUUACUGGCGGGGGAUUUCGCUUGGAAGGGAAGGCGGCCAAGACCAGAGCGCGCACAGCUCGCCGAGGAGAAGCAAACGAAACACAGCACCGCGCGCGCUCAGGAAACGGCCGUUGGCUCGAGCACACCCCGCGCACGUUUCUGUACAAACCAGACACGGCUACUUCAAGUGCUGAGCUGCUCGCCGCAGGGGGAGCUUUGAUUUCCCUGCGAGCCUCGUUCACGCUGCAGAAACGGCUCUUGGCAAACGACCCGAGCGGUCACUGACCUCCUCGCGAGGACUCGGCGUCGGCGCUUUUCGUUUUGCCAGCUCCGGGGGGGCCUAAACUAACCCGCCAGAGCAGCGCAGCGCAGCGCAGCGCCCAUGGGGCCGGCGGAGGUGGGCCCCGGCAGCCCCCGCCCGCCCGCCCGCCCGGCGCCGGCAGCAGCAGCAGGAGGAGCGGGCACAGCCCCGCGCCGUGCGGGGUCGCCGCCCUCCCUCUCCCCGGGGCCCCACGUGCUCGGCGCCGCCUGGAGCCCGGCCCGGCCCGGCCCGGCCCGGCCCACCCCCUCCCCCGGCGCCGGCCACGCGCGCAAGUGACAGCCGCAGCCUCGGGCUCCGGAGCGCCGCGUCCCGCCUGAGCCCCGGCGCGGCCGGCGGCGCUGAGCAGCACCCCUCCCCUCCCCGGCCCGGCCAUGAACUGCAGCGAGUGGCGGCGGCUGCGGGCGCUGCUGGAGAAGCUGCUGCGGGAGCUGCCGGGCGCGGGCAACGCCACGGGGCCGGGGCCGGGGCCCGGGGCCGGGGCGGGCGCGGACGCGUCUCUCUACAUCUUGCUGAUCAUGAUCUUCUACGGCAGCCUGGCGGGCGCGCUCAUCCUGGCCUACACGCGCUCCCGCAAGCUCGAGUCCAAGCACGACCCCUUCCACGUCUACAUCGAGCGCGACUGGGGCCCGCGCGCCCGCCCCGACGGCCCCGACGACGCGCCCGGCCCCGAGCCCGGCCCCGGCCCCGGCCCCGGCCCCGGCCGCCCGCUGCCCUGACGGAGCCGGGAGCUGCCCCGCUGCGAGGGCGGCUCACGUGCGGAGUCUUCGGGGACGGGGCGGUGACUGACCCCGCCUGCGGACUUGGGCAUUGAGGGGGGUUCACUGCUGUUUCAGAGGAAGGAGUGACAACGCAUCAUGCCAAAGGCCAGUCCCAGCAACUCGGCUGUCAAUAGCCACGGUCAUUUGGGCUGGACACUUCUCUAUGUGCCUGAGCCCCCCUCAGCCCGCGGAGGACGGUUGGUCUGAUAGUGAAAGCGCCCUAGGUCUGGGAGACAACACUGCCUUGCACAAGGUCUGCAGCCUUCAGCAACCAGCAGCGGUAGCAUGCUCCUGUGAAGUGUGCGCCGAAAUCCUUCACAGAGACCAGUACAGGACCAGGUAAAUAUUAGUUUUCUACGUAGAGACAGCGCUACACCUUCACCUCCGCUCUUGUAACAAACUGAAGUGUCCUUUCCCGGGAAUUGUCACGAUGACCAGAGCCAAGUUCUUGUUAAAUUGUAGGACCAGGUUAUGAAUAUACUACCAGAGCAGAGGUUUCCAAGCAGUGGUAUGCGUUAACAGAUUUAUUAUAGUUACAAUAUACGACAAAAAUUUGCUGGCAGUUUUUAAGGUUGAACUGAAGGAUUUGUUGGUGGUACUUAAAGCUGUAUUGUUUUCAAUUGGCGGUGUGCUUGGGAACUGCUGCCCUGGAGGGAAGCUUUAUGAUCAGAGCCACCAUGAUCUGACCGAGGUAAGGGCUCCAGGGUCGGCAUGUUUAAGACGCGUGUCCCUGGUACCGCUGCCAUUCACAAAGCCUGCGCUAAAGUUGCCAACUCUGCCCACCCCCCUCAGGCAGGGGCUUGGACUAGACGAGCCGUUCUCAACCUUUUUUGUAGCAGGACCCAGCACCGUAAACAGCGAUGGCCAGUCCCAACCCAGUGAAUAGUUUAAGUAGCUAGCCUCCUGCUAGCCUGCAAGAGGAAGCCCAUGCUUUCCCCAUCUUUUUCCAUGAUUGUUCACAACCCUUUUAUAUUAGUCAUUUUUGGGUUGUGAAAAAGGCUGAACUAGAUGACCUCUGAAGGUCCCUUCUGGCCUUGCCUCUGCCUCUAGGAUUUCUAUGAAGUUCAUGAGAGGCAGAUUCUGUAGCAGGGAGUGUGGUCAAAGCAUCCAGAAAAAAGACAACACCCCCCACCCCCACCCAAGACAGACCAGAUCCACGCUACAAGGUCCUCGUCCAAAGAUUUUUCCAGUAUCAUCAGAACACUGAACUGUCCCUUCCCGCCGCAUAUAUGCCAUAAGCAGCGUCACAUAACCGGAGAAGGGAGAGUUAUGACACUUUAUUGCCAUUGUACAGUCCUUGCCUCAGAGUUUAGGCACCCAUCUCAGCUCUGUUUGCGUGUCACCCAGUCCUGGGCUACUGGCUUUUAACUGUUACGCACAAAUAAAAGUUAGAUGCCCACUAGCAAUUUGUCUCUGGCAAACUACUAACCUAGUAGGCAUUCAGCUACCAUUGUGAUGGGUGCCACACAAUCCCUAGCUCGAUGGGAGAGGAGAGUACAAUCAGAAUGAAAAGACAGCUAUUUGCAAAAGCAGCUGUGCAGUGUAUAGUUGCACACACAAAAGCAACAAUGCUCAUAAUAGAAACUAUUUUUGCAACUAAACUAGGUGUGCUUUCUGGCCAUCCACCUAGUAAGCACCUCUGUAAGGAGAAAGCAUUUGCUACUUGCUGCUACCCUACAUGCAAAAAAAGGUCAUACUGGAUACAUACAGCCAUACUACCCCCAGCCCUGGGCUGCGUCUCCUCCUCAGCACACGCACACAAACCACGUCUGUUAUGCUACAUCUGGGCCUGAGGGGCAGGAUUUAACCCUGCAAAUAUAAUUCCUGAAAGAGAGAAGUACAAAAUGUCCUGCCAAGUAAUCUGCAAAUGUUUGUACUAUUGAAACAUCUGCUAAUUCAGCUAUUAAAAAGGUGUAAAUAGAACAGUAUAUAGUCAGGAAGAAAUCUGGAAUCCCUGAGAGCUAUUAAGAAAUCAUGUUUUAGAACUGUAUAUUUAUUCUUCGCAACUAAAGUUCAUUUAGAUCCCAAGUAAUACGAUUACACUAGCAUGGACAUGCACAUGUUGAUUUUACACAGACAUGCACUCACCUGUGUACACACGCACACAAUAUCUCAACAUAUAAGUUUAAAAAAAAAUUAAAAGCAGAGGUCUCAGUGGUGAUCUACAAAAGACUCCUUACUUAUGCAAAAGGGCUACCAAGGAUUUGAUACUGAGCAUUUGCAGACGCAUGUAGAAUCACACUCUGGAGAGAGCAGUAAAGAUAGCAGGUGCCUUUCCCAAGCACUGAAAACACCUUACCUCAAAACACUGCUUGCCUAUUAGUCUUCACACACACAACUACAUAAUAGCUCUAUGGCACCUUUCAAAGUGCAGUAGAAACUUUAGUUUCUGUUCAUGAACUUUGCAAAUAAGCAAGAACUGACAAUGCACUGAACAAAUGCAUCAAAUCUUCGGCUGCAUUCAUAUCCUGACAAUUUUCUAGUUACAUUACUACUAGCAAAACCAUGUAUGGUCUCCAGCUGCGGCUCCUAGUCCAAUCCUUUUGCUUCUCCGUGUCCCUGUGAAUUGAGGGUGACACUUCAUGGAACAUAUUGAGGCUUGUUCAGUGACACUGAAAAAAAAAUGGCUGGUUUUUACACAGUAAUGUUCUCACCGAGUUCUUUUAAACUGGAUAAAAAUAUUUCUAUUAAAAAAAAAGGUGUACACGACCAUUUUUGACAGGAAAACAGCUCUCAAAGUAAUUAUCAGUGUCCCAUUAGUACUUGGAAAGAUGCAUCAUUAUUAACAUUUUUAAAGCCUCAAAGGACUAUUAUUUAUCACUAUCUACUCUGCCCUCCAACAUAACUCCAGCUAUAAAUCUCAUGUUGAAAUUAAACAUGUUUAAAAGGCAGUCCUUCUGAUAUCUGUCAAGAUGGACACAUCAGCUUUCCUGGAAUACAGUAAGCUUUCCUACUAUGAAAGGAUACCGCUAAGUUUUUCUGGUAAAAAGCAGCUGUGCAACAGAUGAUCAUCAUCAGCCAAGAGACAUGUUUAGCAAUAAUUCAACUCUCUAAACAAGACUGGAUUCUAGAGCCAUCGUGGAAAUUUAAUUCUUGGAAAUUUUCAAGAGGACAGCAGACGCUUGGCUGGGAUGGUUUGCUGAGGGAUGAUCCUGACUACAUGACCUUGAGAGGUCCCUUUCAACCCUACUUUCUUACGAUCCUAAGAUCAGUUUGCCUUUAUGUUUAUGAACUACUUACCAUCUAACUGAUUAACCAGGACUGGUGAGACCACCCCAUAACACAUAACAAGCACUAUUCAUUCCCAAACCUUAUAAAACUUUUUGUAUUAUGAAUACUGAGCAGUUUAAAACUUUAUGGACAUACGGAACCCAGCUGUGACUAAAUAUUAAAUUGGCUGACAUACCAUUCUGCACUA